UCUCACGUCUCGUUUGGAGAAUCAUCCUUCUCUCUCUCUCUUGGUGUUUUCUUCCCGCAUCUGAGAUCUCUGCAACUUUUGAAUCGAUAUUCGAGAAUUAGGGCUUUUACGUUGGGUUCUAGGGUUUCGAAGAGCAUAAGAUAAUAAUGCCUUCGGUGCCCACCAAGCUUCUCCUUCUCCUACUUUUGAUACCUUCGUUGACUCCUUAUCAUUCUGGUUUGUCUUCGCAUCGUCUUAAACCUCUUGAAAAGUCUGAUUGGCGUGGUAAUCUUAGUUAACGUUUCCUUCUCCUCCUUCUUCUCUGUUCUCGUUGACCCUUUUCUUCUCUCGUCCUCCUUGUCUGGUUCUUGAGAUUUUCCUAGCUCGAUCGUUGUUGUUUUUCAACCUUUUGGGCGUUGCUUGGUUUGCAAGUUACAACCAAUAAAGUUACUACUACUGUGUGACUGACUAAUCUCCUGCUUUAGUUGGAUAUGAGUUCUGUUUGUGGUACGCUGGAUUUCAAAGAUGCAGACUUUGACAUCUCCACUUCGAGUUCUAUCUCCAAUGGCUCGAAGCAUUCCUCUCAUGCUGGAUCUGAAGAGUCUCAGGAGUCUGAUGGAGAUGAAACUGGUUUUAUA
Molecule: messenger RNA, 617 nt
Organism: Brassica oleracea var. oleracea
Lineage: Eukaryota; Viridiplantae; Streptophyta; Magnoliopsida; Brassicales; Brassicaceae
Exons: 2
Coding region: 147-278 (43 amino acids)
Source: RefSeq, a predicted model, not a curated record